Molecule: messenger RNA, 750 nt
Organism: Capronia epimyces CBS 606.96
Lineage: Eukaryota; Fungi; Ascomycota; Eurotiomycetes; Chaetothyriales; Herpotrichiellaceae
Exons: 3
Coding region: 1-750 (249 amino acids)
Source: RefSeq, a predicted model, not a curated record
AUGCCGGUAAUAUGGGGCCUCGAUUUACGGGAGAUACAAUGGGGGAAAUUCAAGAGCUCGUAUAUGUGGGGGAAUAAGGAUUACCAUCUGCGCCGGACCAAGUUUGUACUCUACCAGAUUGCCAUGACUUGCUGCGUUGUCUCCGAGUCAGUCGGCACCGCCGCCCUCACAGACUACGUGAAGCAACAGUCGAGAAUCGAGAAACUGCAUUCAUCCGCGAGCGUGCACAACGACGACUUUGUCGGUAUCGCCUCCUACAACAUAUUCGUGGGGAUCGCUGUCGCCACCGUCUUUGGCGCGGCCUUCUUCUUCGACCUGAUCUACCCUGAGCGCUACGAACCGCCUAACAUCCGAUGGGCGUGGAGGAUCAGUGCCGUGGUCGUCACGCUGAUGACAUUGGCCGACGCAUUGGCCUUGACCGUGAUUGUGGCGACGGGAAAUGCCUGGAUCUCAGCAGACACUGAAGAUGCCCUACUGAUUGCACAGGAGAGGAUCAAUCCUCCACUGAUAUACCGACACAAUGCCCGAGCCCUCGCCAGCGUGGUAUUCUUGUGGAUCGGAUUGUGCGGGACGAUCGCUAGCUGCAUCAUCCUCUGGUUGUAUUAUCAACAUCUUGACACUUACGGUCCAAAGUCCCACUCGGCCCGAACGCGCGACGAGGUCAGCAAGAGCAUGUUGCAUGCCCAACGAGCGACCUCGGACCUGUCAGCAAGAGAUCAAGAACUGUACAACAAGACGAUAUCAGUCUGA